AUGUACCCUUUUCUAGAUGAGGAGAGUAUCACGGACAACCUCGACUGUCUUUACACGACCCAAAAGGCCGGUUCUAUGCAGAUGCCUCCCUUGGAGGAGGUUGAGGCGUCAUUAUCCCCCUUUCAAUCUGUCCAGACUUUCCUUGUUCUCGCCUUAGGUGCUCGGAUAUUGGAAUCUCGACUGUCUGUUGAGUUCUCAUCUGAAAGAUAUCUCGCUACAGCAAUGCAACGCAUCGGAACUCUGGCAUUGCAUGACAGCAUCGAAGGGCUACAGAUCAUGCUUCUCCUGACUAUAUCGAGUUUCUACUUCGAGGAAGGACCCAAUGCGUGGUUUCUGGUCAUGAAUAUCAUUGCCAGUUGCCUUGAUCUGGGUUUCCAAAGACGUGGAGUAAACGUUCAUCAUCCUUCCACCGUCUCGAAACCUAUCAACAUUCACAGUCGCCUCAAUCUCAGAAGAGGAAUCUUUUGGUCGGCAUACUCACUGGAGAGGACAUUAUCGGUCGUUCUUGGCCGUCCGUUAACUCUCAGAGACGAAGCUAUUGACAUUGAAUUCCCUGGCUACACCGCUCGCCAAGGAGACCCAGCUGGACAAGGAGCCUCCGUCGGCAGUAGCGCCCUGACACCAGAAAGCGCACGCUCUCCACAUCAUUCGACAAAACGAGCGAGGGUCAUGAUUAACCCAUACGCUGCUUCACAGUAUUCCUUCAAGUUCGACCAGAUCACAGCUGAGAUCAAGCUGAUGAUAUAUCGGGUUGUCAACUUGCCGAAUCGAUUUCCAUGGCCAACCGAUCUCGCCUCCUGGCAGCCGGAUGUUAGGAAGCGAUGCGACGCCCUUCUAGAAGCUCUCAGAGCCGAGUUUCGUCGGGGCCUUCGGCGGAGCACCUCUGACGGCAUGGUACAGAGUCUCGAGCUGAAGUAUCACCACUGUAUCAUGCUACUCUAUCGCCCAUCACCCGCUAUUACGAGACCGAGCUUCGAGUCCUGGAAAAUAUGUUAUGAAAGCGCUGUGGCAACAAUUCUCAUCAACUCGGAACUUCACCGCUUCUCCAAGCUGUCAAACAGCUGGCUCACUGCACAUACUGUCUUCGUUAGCGGCAUCACGUUUCUUUACUGUUUGUGGGUAGUACCCAAGAUCAAGCAGGACACCACUCUUGUCUUCUUCAAGAGCAAUGCAGAAGCAUGUAUCAACCUCCUGAAAUAUCUGGCGAAGACAUGGAGCGUAGCUGCCGACGCGGUCGGGAAAUUCGAAAGACUGGUUCAUCUCACAUCAGAAUCCUGGAAAUCAGGGGCUAACCGACCACCGAGCGCAGAGUUUGUCGCCGGGCAAUCACUUCUGUCCAUGGCGCAAGGCCAGGAAGCGGAUAGCAACGAGCCUGCUGCUGCUCCAGUGACAGAUCAAGGAUUGUACACAAUGGAAGAACCCACUAUAGGUAUGGGUGGCGAGUUUGAGGCAGACUCGUUCUUUAACGAGUUGGGUGAUAUGAGUUCAUGGUUCGAUCUCAAUUGGCUCUUGGAUGCCAGCGCUGGGUUUGGCUCUGCGGACGAUGGAGCAACUGUAACAUUCUGA
This is a messenger RNA of Colletotrichum karsti, 1566 nucleotides long. Its product is annotated as zn 2cys6 transcription factor. Bases 1 to 1566 code for a protein of 521 amino acids. The record is from RefSeq and is a predicted model, not a curated record. Gene Ontology annotation, biological process: positive regulation of transcription by RNA polymerase II; DNA-templated transcription. NCBI's taxonomy places the organism in Eukaryota, Fungi, Ascomycota, Sordariomycetes, Glomerellales, Glomerellaceae. Gene Ontology annotation, molecular function: DNA-binding transcription factor activity, RNA polymerase II-specific; sequence-specific DNA binding; zinc ion binding. The transcript has a single exon.